Mya arenaria is the source of this 7974-nucleotide messenger RNA. Its product is annotated as serine/threonine-protein kinase N2-like. Lineage: Eukaryota; Metazoa; Mollusca; Bivalvia; Myida; Myidae. Gene Ontology annotation, molecular function: ATP binding; protein serine/threonine kinase activity; small GTPase binding. The record is from RefSeq and is a predicted model, not a curated record. The coding region runs from base 258 to 3242 and encodes 994 amino acids. The transcript is spliced from 22 exons. Gene Ontology annotation, biological process: signal transduction; protein phosphorylation.
UCACGUGAUGUACCCAAUGUCAUCAAAAACUACGAGCCCACCAAAUUGAGUUAUUUUCGUAUAAAAAUCUAUUGUUUCUGACUUUCUAAUUAAUUUGCAGUAGAUUUUGAUGUAUUGCCGUUAAAUCCCAACAUACACAAUGUAUACUUGAAGUUCCCACUCCCUGAAACCAGCCUCUGUUUCCCCCGAAAUUCUUCAAAACUUGACAAACAUGGCGACUGAAACAGGCACCUCCGAUUACGCCUAUUAUCAGCAGUAUGUCCGCUAAAAGCAGGAAGAAUCCGCAGCAUGAGAAAAUGUUGAAGAAUGCCAAACGGCGAUUCUCAGGGUCCGGCAAGGAGGGAGGUGCCAUGCCUAACUCCACUCACAGUACGGCCGAGAUUGAGGAAGCAAAGGAAGCAAUUAAACGUGAGAUUCGGAAGGAAAUGAAGAUCAAGGAAGGCGCGGAGAAACUCAAGGAGGUCACUACGGAUAAGAAGAGCCUUGCAGACGUGCACACUAUCGUGAAGAAGGCGAAUAACAGAUUACAGCAACUACAGGAGGAGUUGAAUGAAAUCAAUCUCUACCUUCUUGUGUCCAGCAACAGUCCGAACAAAAUAGAGGAUGUGCAAUCCCCCGAUGUACACAAGAGUGGAGGUGGCUCCGGUCAAAAUGAAAAGCCAGACAGAGUUAUGUCCCUGGAAAAACAGCUCAAGAUUGAGUACAAGGUAAAGCAAGGUGCAGAAAACCUUAUUGCCAUGUACAGUACUGGUUCAUCGCGUGACAAAAAACUCCUUGCUGACGCACAACAGAUGCUUGCUGACUCCAAGACAAAAAUUGAAAUUAUUCGCAUGCAGAUAAUAAAAGUGAACCAGGACACUUCUGAAGAUGUUUCCAAUCGAUGUGAGGUGUUAUCUCCCAUAGAGCUUCGAAUAGAAGAACUGCGUCACCACAUUAAGAUAGAGUCAGCCGUCAUAGAGGGGGCAAACAAUGCCAUAAAACUUCUUAAAAAUUCAAAAGCCCCGGAUAAAAAGGCAUUACAAGAGGCACAAGCCAGUUUAUUGGAAAGUAAUCAGAAACUAGAAUUGUUACGAAUAUCCCUUGAAAAACGAAUAAACGAGCUUGGCCCUGGCUCAGCUAAAGUGGACAUGUUAAAACAUGAAUUGGACUCACUAAAUAAUUCUAGCUCAACAUAUAACAAGAAUGACAGUCUUAAACGCACACACAGUAAUUCUCCAUUCGUAAAAGCUGCAGCGUUGACUGGAAAGCUGGAAGUGAGACUGGUUGGGUGUCAGGGACUAUUGGAUGACAUCCCACGACGGAAGGACAGUCUACAGCUGCUUACUUCUAGCCCUGGUGACUCCAAAAGUUUACUCCGAAAGUCAAAGUCCUCCAAGUCCUAUAAUGUCAAGGAAGACAACUCAAAUGAGGUUAUGGCCGUGAUAAAGCUUGACCACCAGCAUGUUGUACAGACAGCCUGGAGACCACAUAGUCAACAGUGCUGGGAUCACCGUGCCAGUAUUGACCUAGAUAGGGGUCGAGAACUAGAGAUCGCCAUCUGUUGGAAGGAUUCACGACAGAUGUGCGCCAUCAAGUUCCUGAGACUAGAGGACUUCCUGGACAACCAGAGACACGGCAUUGCAAUACACCUCGAACCACAGGGAAUACUCUUUGCUGAGAUUACUUUCUUAAACCCCACUUUAUCAAGAAAACCAAAGUUGCAAAGACAAAGACGGAUAUUUCCAAAACAUAAAGGGAAGAACUUUCUUCGCCCCAAAGACAUGAACAUUGAUGUAGCAACAUGGGGUCGGCUGAUUAAGCGACGCUUGCCUCAACAGUGUUCUGAUGGGGCAGGAAUGAGCCCUCAGCCAGUGAUGUCGGGUACGAAUCGUCGUUCUGUGAUACCUGACAACCAUUAUGAGCCUCCUGAAUCCCAGAACCAUUCCAGCCAAAUGAAACCUGCAUCUGCUGUCUCACCGAUGAGACAUGAACAGGAAGUCGAGAGGGCUUUUGAGUUCUUGCCAGAUGAGUCACCCAACAAUGUUGUGGACUUGGACAAGAUUUCCGCACCGAAUAACAUCUCUUCCCGAUCGGGUGCACCCUACAUCCCACCAGCUGAUUACACCAGUCCUCGUGUGCCCUCUCCACCCCCACCCCUCCCAUCAGAUGCCCCACCCUCUAUAUAUGACACUCCGAAGCGGCCACCACAACCUGCCCCUGCUAAGACUGCUGUUAACAUCCCAGAGUUUUCCAAUCAAGCUGUAAAAAUGAGCGAAUUUCGACCAAUAAGUGUUCUAGGUAGAGGCCAUUUUGGAAAGGUGAUACUUUCUGAAUACAAGAGCACUGGGGAAUACUUCGCUCUUAAGGCCCUCAAGAAGGGGGAGAUAAUCGCGAGAGAUGAGGUAGAAAGUCUCAUGUCGGAAAAGCGGAUAUUUGAAGUGAUAAACGCCAUGCGACAUCCGUACCUCGUUAACCUGUUCGCCUGCUUCCAGACUCAGGAACAUGUGAUAUUUGUGAUGGAGUAUGCGUGCGGUGGGGAUCUCAUGAUGCAUAUACACAAUGACGUCUUCUCCGAGCCCAGAACCGUUUUUUAUGCCGGCUGUGUCGUCCUUGGACUGCAGUACCUACAUGAGCAUAAUAUUGUAUACAGAGAUUUAAAGCUUGACAACUUACUUCUGGACACUGAGGGCUACUUGAAGAUUGCAGACUUUGGGUUAUGUAAGGAGGGUAUGGGAUUUGGGGACCGGACAAGUACAUUUUGUGGCACGCCCGAGUUUCUGGCCCCAGAAGUUCUUACGGAACCAUCAUACACACGGGCAGUCGACUGGUGGGGGCUGGGGGUCCUCAUAUUUGAGAUGUUGGUUGGAGAGUCACCGUUCCCGGGUGACGAUGAGGAGGAGGUUUUUGACAGCAUUGUAAACGAGGAAGUGAAAUAUCCCCGUUUCCUAUCAACCGAGGCCAUCGCAAUUAUGAGACGGUUGUUACGGCGGAACCCUGAUAGAAGACUGGGCUCCAGUGAGAGGGAUGCUGAGGAUGUGAAGAAACAGGCCUUCUUCAGGAAUCUUGACUGGAAUGAAUUGUUGAUGCGAAGAGUGAAGCCCCCAUUUGUUCCUACAGUGACUCAUCCAGAGGAUGUCAGUAACUUCGACACUGAGUUCACCCAAGAACAGGCAAUUUUGACCCCGGCAAAAGAUCGCCGCUCUCUCAACAGUGAAGAUCAGGAUAAUUUCAGAGACUUUAACUAUAUUGCAGACUGGUGUUAGCCUCACAGUGGCAUAAUGUAGUGUCUAGUGAUAAAUAUACUGUGCCCAGUCAGCAUUGGUUGACUGGUUAAGUCAACAAUGUUUGACUGGUUAGUGCUUCUGAUUAAAUACACUUAGACUGGUUCUCUUAAAUCUUCUGUAAGAGAAUAAUAAUCAGAUUUCCAUCAUUGGUUGACUGGUUACUGCUUGUGAUUUCCGUAAAAAGUUCUUCAAUAUUAGAGAUAUCUCACUUCCAUGAACCGGUGUUGGCUGGUUACUGCUUGUGAUUAAAAUGUAACACUUAGACUGGUUCUCUAAUAUAAGAGAUAUCUCAAUACCAUAAACCAGUGUUGACUGGUAACAGCUUGUGAGUAAAAAACCCACAUAAGACUGGUUCUGUAAUAUGUAAAAUAACAGACAUUUAUGAGCCUGGAUUGGUGGUGUUAUCAGGAGGGCAUUUGUGUAAAGGAAGGGAGAGUUUAGCUAGUGAAUUUGGUGCAAGUUGUGGUGACGAUAAAGAAUUUCAUUGCACCAGUCUGUAAUACUUUCCAGUAAGUUGGUUAUGUUGAAAUUGUGCAGCAGAGUUACCGAUACAGAAGAACUAAGACGCUCUUUGUAAAAUAUACAUGUACAUGUGCAGUAUGUAUACACUCGGAAGGCAAGUCUAGCACUGAAGAUACCUUUAUAAAAUGCAAGGAAAGGGAAGAUGAUUUGCAAUGUGGAAUGGCGUUUAUUAAGAAUGAUGUUCAAGUGCUAUAUGGAAUAACUCGUAUACCUAGCUUAUGAUACAUACAUGUAUAUCAUCUCAGUAAUGUUUAUUUUUGCUGUUGCAUGCAGUAUGUUAAUGAUGAACUCAAGGGGUUAUUUGUGCUAUCAAUUCUUUAACAUAAUAUGCAGGCUAAGAGUUUGAUUUUCAGUCCUUUUUGAUUAGAGAGUGUAUAAUCGAAUGAAGAUAUAAAAAGUUCAUCCAUUAAGUAUAAAACAAAAAAAGCAUAGUUCUGCCUAUUUUUGUCAGUUUAUAGCACAAAAACAUAUAUAUAUUAAAAUAAAUCUUAUAUAUAUUAAAAUAAAUCUUGAUACUGGAACAAAGAAAAUUGGAAUUUUUAAACAAAAUAUUUAAAUUUCUCAGAACUUCUUACUUUUGGUGACUAUGAAUAACUUAAUCUGUGAUAUUAGAAACUGUUGUCUUGAUGUAUAUAUUUUGUCAUGGUUAGAAAGGCAUCUUGGACUAUACAAAAUGUAUGUACAUUUAAUUUAUAUAUUCUGCUUUAGAAUUUGAAAUUUAUACCGGGACUGUUAUGUAGAUUCAGUAUGUGGAAAAUUGUUAUGAUGAAAAAUGCAUUAUCUCAUGGAAAUGUUUACAAUAUAUUUGAAGUGCAUGAAUUUGAAAUAGGUUAACAGAUUUUGAGGUUUAACUUUCAUAUAUGCAUGUAUCCCACUUGAAUAUUCAGUCAAAACUGUUUGAUAUAUUUAGAGCAUCCUUUAAAAUCAUUGGUAAGCAGUGGUUCAACCAGACUUUUUCAUUGGGCCCGGAAUUUAUUUUAAGAAUGUCUUAUGACUUGACACUUAAAAAAUCGUAGCUGUUAUGGUAUCCGAUGUACUAUGAUGAGAUUUAUGGUUGCCUGGUGAUCCCAUCUUAUUUUGGUUUUAUUUGAAGGGUUAAGAGAGAGAUUUUGUAAAAUUACAAUGAGAAAAUAUUACAAGUAUUUUUAUCUUUUAAAGAGUGUGAAAUAAGUAAUUUCACAUUGCAGUUGAAUUUAAGAGGAAAUAUACAAAUAGCUACCUCUAUAAUGAUCUUAAGAUUGUGUUUUUUAUAUGGUAUUCACUGUAAUCCUUAGACAUUACCCUUUCAUAUUUCACCAAAAUUGCACUUCCUGAAUGGGCCUUGCCCAAGUGCAAGUAUAAAUAAGCUUACACACCACCUUCACCAAAACAAUAUUGGAUCACCAGACAUCAGAAUAUAACAUAACAUUUAUUUUGUAAUCACUGAUGAAAUGAUGAGAACUUUAGUAUAUCAAAUUCCUUGUUAUCUUUUUUUAUAUUUUACUACAUAGAUUUAAUCUGGGCAUUUUCAAAGUCUGCUUGGUCACUGCAAACUACUAUUUGUUUCCGGGGGGCUUUUUGCAUUGGUCAUAUACACUGCCAUUGUAUAUCAACGUGUUUGCUAAUAUGUGUUUGAUGUAUACCAUAUACAUUUGAUCAGGUCAUCUCAUGUAAACAUUGUAUAUAAUCUAAAAUAAAUUAUUGCGAUGUAGGAUGGGGAUCGAUGACUGGUCAUUAUUUUUUAAUGACUGUUUCUUGCCUUACUCUGUUAUGCCAAAAUCAUUGGGAAUCAUUUUUAAGGCGUUUUCUCGUUUAUUGUGGAACUUUCCGCCUUAUUGACAGAAUCGACGUUACUCUUUAUGAAUUGUGAGGACAUGUUUGAAAAUAAAAGACAUUUAAACUUAAAUUGUUCACAAACAUUAAUAGACAACCACAUAGACAUUUUUCACAAAUUGUUAAGGCUGAAUACAAUUUCCAGGAGUAUUUAAUUAUCACAUGCACAGAUCUGAUAUGUAUCUUCUACAAUCUUUUGUGCUUAUUUAGUUUUGACUCAUUGUACGCUAUAAUAUACUUAUUGUAUGUUGACAAAAUCUGUCUUCCCAUUUUAAAGCGAAUAUGUGUCCAAACUUGUCCUUCUUUAUUUGUUGAUAUACGUGGUUGUCAUAGAUACGGUAAGUGAAAUAACUGUUACAGGGAAUUAAAUGUCAUGAGGUUUUGUUUUGGCCAAUUUAACAAGGCUCAAAACAUAUUGAUUACAUUAUUGACAAACAUGGUAAAUAACAAGUUUAUUGGAUAUGAUAUUUCUGAACAAUUGCUAAGGGCUAUUCCAGUGAAACAUAUAACCCACAGGGGGAAGGCAAUUAAUUAAAUAGUAUAUAGGUGGGUGCCCUUUUUCGCUUAUUUGGACCCCAUAAGGUAAAUUUGCCUAUGUAGGGGGGUGGCAUAAUUUAAAAUUGCCUUCCCCCUGGGGGUUAUAUGUUUGAAUGGAAUAGCCCUUAUUUGAAAUCCCUGCCAUAUUUAAUCAAGCACCUGUCUGGGUAUGUGGACAUGCAAGUUCGAAUGUUUUUAUGUCCCAAUUAAUUGUAUACAACAAUGAAAUGGUUGUUGAUUUUGUUGCAAAUUUAAACCUUCAGUUAGAACUUUAUUUUUUUUUUGUUAAUUAUUUAAGAUUAUAAAACUGCUAAUGAAAUAUGCUUUUUUUGAAAGCCUUAAUUUGUUGACUUGUUUACAUAUUUGUUUAAGUAGUUAAUGGAUUUUAGGGGGUAGUUCAGUUAAUAAGUACUUUAUUGCUUUAUAUUUGUUUUCUUAUUGAAUCUUUCUUUGAUGACUGGGGUGUGGCAAUAUUGAUUAGAACUAACUCAUUUAACAGUUUAUUUCCAGUUUUGACAUUAGAACAAACUGUAUUAGAUUACUUUUUUGUGUAUUUUCUUAAGAUAUUAAAUACUGUUUUAUGUUGCUUUAUUAUUUUUGUAACAUUAUUUAAGAGUUGAAAUUAAUUUGAAACAUCUAUUUUGUUGCAGGUGAAUAAACUAUUUUUACAUAGCCCUUUUGUGGUAAUAAAUUAAUUCAAUGUCAUUGCUGUGUGAUAACUGAUACACUGUUUACUGUAUUUUGUUCAAGAUACAUUUUGUUCCGUUGCAAUUUUCCAUACAUGAACAUCUACAUUUACAUGUAUAUUUAUAUUAGUGUGAAAAAGUUUUAUUGAACAAAUGUGCAUGAUUUGUGCUAUAUAAAGCACAAUUGCUAGUGCGCCUGUGUCACAAUAAAGUCUAAGUAUGGCCAUAGCAUUGGUUGUCUCAUCCUCAGCGUCAUUUUGCAUCAUUGUUAUGCAAAUUUUAACCUUCCCAAUAACUCUGAAACUGUUUGAUAUAAUCAAUGAAAAUUGGUACAGAUGUUUCCCAAGACAAUCUGACAUUGAUAGCAAGGCCCAUAACUCUGACUUUAUUACUGUAGUUGUUGAGUUAUGUCCCUUUGACCGAAAAAGAGAAGCAGACAAGCGUUGAUUCCUCUGCGGUGCUCAUUUCAGUAAUACAACUGAAACAGUGGGAGUUUUACAUUGUUUAAUUAAUUUUUACUGUUACAGGAAAAUCUUUUCUUUAGAAAAUAAUUUAGUUCUAGUAUCAUAUUCUUUGCGAUUGUUGGCGAUGACAUAUAAGCUUAAUGUAAUUCCGUCAUCAUUAGAAUGUCUCAUAUAAACCAGUUUUUAUCCACCAUUACAACAAAGGGGCUGGAAUUACCAGUAAUCCAGGUAAUAAGUCAUGUAGUGAAUAACUGAAAGUACUACGGUAAAACCUUUUUACUUUUAAAUGUUUCUUGAGGUCUUUUGGCACAAUCGCCAUGAUAUUCAGUGUUGUCUCCCAGCAAAAUCAUACUUAGUUAAACUGGGGGCUGUGUCAUCAAGAAUUCUUGGGAGUGCUUUCUUAUAUAGGAGAGAUUUUAAACAGUAGUUCUUCACUUUUGAAAAGCUCUCCGAGGUAAAAAUGCACUCCAAGGAGUCUUGUAAAGAUGGCCUCCUAAAUCCACCCAAUGGGUUUUACAUUCUGUACAGCAUUGUUCAAGGAUCUGUAAAUACAUGUAUUUGUUGCCAUUACUUUCAUGAAUUGUAAGAUAGAUUAUAUUUUUCCAUUGUGUACAUACCUAUUUCAUACUGGUUGAUCACAGUAUACAGCUGUAGACUGAUGUAUGAUGAUAAAUAAAAAUAUUAACAGCA